Messenger RNA from Cinara cedri, 2449 nucleotides. The record is from the annotation of a GenBank genome assembly. NCBI's taxonomy places the organism in Eukaryota, Metazoa, Arthropoda, Insecta, Hemiptera, Aphididae.
AUGUGGAAAUUUAUAAAAGAAUUAUAUUUACAAUAUACAUCUCAAACACUUAAUCUACGCAAACUACACAUCGACUUCGAAAUAGGAGCACAUGAAGCUGUGAAGGAAGUUUUCCCGAAUGUACAACUAAUUGGAUGUCUUUUUCAUUUAAGUCAAUUUUGGUGGCGUUAUAUAAGUAUUUAAUAAAUAACUAACUCACAUAGGUUAAAUAAAAUACUUGCAUAGUUACAUGUAACAAUUUUUAUAUAGAUAAAUGCAAAUAAAUAAUUGAGGACAGGAUAUUCGGAUGAUAAGAGUAUAUCAUACUAUUAUAUUAGGAAAAUGGUUAAAAAUGUUCUUUGGUCUACCAAUUCUACCCUAUAAAAUAGUCAAAAACGGUUUUGUUAAACUAGUAGGUUAUUGUCCGGAUGAAGAUUGGCUAGAAUUUUCAGACCAUAAAUUAAAUAAUUAUAUGCAACCAAAUUUAAUAUUUCCAACCAAUUUACGGGCUGAAGAACCUUUAAUAAAUAAAAGGUAACUUACUUUAAUAAAUGUAUACAUUUCGAAGUAUUCUUGUACAAUAACUUUAAAGUUUAUGUUCUGAUACAUAAAAAAAAAGCGUCAUAAAAUAAUUAGAUUAUUAUUAAUUUUGUAAUUUUUACUUAUUUUAAUGUCAGAACAAUAAAUGAUCCAGAAAGUUUCCACAGAACUUUUAACAUUCAAUUAUAUAGCGCACAUCCACCUACGCACAUCCACAUCUUAAUAUUGUACUUAUACUUUGUCAUUGAGUCACUGAAAGAAAUGCUGGUAGAAACCAAAGUAAAAAUAUCCACUAUAUAAAAAAAUAUAUUCAAAGUUAUUCCAACUAAAGAUAUAUAAAAAAUUAAUCAUACUAUAAAACUAUACGACCAAUUUAAAUUAAAUGGUAAUAUAUUACAUUUUUUAUCAGAGACUGGUUAUCAGGGACCAAGGUUUUGAUUUAUAACUUACAUGUAUAAUUGACUUUAAUGAAUUAAAUUAAUUACUUUAAAAUAUUUCAAUAAUUUUAAUUCAAAAUUAAAUAUUAUAAAUGAAAUUGUACUAACUAAAUUAUAAUAAAUACUACAUUAUGAAUGACACAUUGUUUUUCAUUCACUAUAAACUAUUGUAUUAUCUUUACUAGUUUAGUAGUCGGUGGCCGAUUGGCCCGUGUCAACGACACUAUUUCCCUGUAACGGUAUCAGAAGGAUUUUUUGCAAAAAUAAAUUAACAAUUCUGUAUAACUGUAUAUGUUUUCGAGGCGACCGAUAAGGGCGAGUUAAUAAUAUGUUGUACAUUUUAAGAAGGACACGAGUAGGGAAAUACAAUUCAAAUAUACGUACAAACGACGGUUGACAAUGACUAGACAAAAUAUAGCGUAUGAAAUAUUGGUACAAUCACGGUAAAUACAGAUAGUUAGGAACUAUAUAAUGUAAAUAAUAACGGAUAAAUAAUUCACGGGAUAGUGUGGAACCGGGUCACCAUAUUAGCCACUAGGUAUUCGUAUGUUAUUAAUUGUGUAGUAAAUAAACUGAGUAAUGCAUGUUGGCAACGUUGCAAACAUUUUUGUACUCAAUCGUAAUAUUUUUAAGGGUCAGGUAUAGAACUCGUACGCAAUCGAGAUACCAAAAUGGACAAACGUACGCAAUCGUAUAUCACCGUUACUUUUAUCAAUUUAAUAAAAACAAUUUGUACGUUUCUGAUUUAAUUGUGUAUGUUGGUUGGUAGCGCAAUAGAAUAGUUUUAAAAUAAAAUAUAAAUUACGUUCAUGAGUUGAAAAAUUUUGUAGAUACACACACACACACAAGAAAAAUGCGUAGUAAGUAAGGUUCGUUAAAAAAAAAAACUUAAAUUGCCCUCAUAGCUUAUAAAAUACAAAUAUUAAACCCCCUUUAAAGGAGGUUUAUCCAUCAUUUUCGGUGUACUUUCAUAUGACGCCGACCGAUCACUACCCCGCGGGAAGCAUUGUAUACAAAAUGUUGAAUAGAAAACAAAAAUAAAAAUCAAAUUAAUCUCGCGAUUGACGCUUUUGGGCACCACUAUCCAACUAAAUACUCCACGUAGGUAUUAUUUGUUACUGUUAAAAAUGUUUAAUUUUGUUUUUUCUGGUUUUAUAUACUUUUCUAUAAUGUUAUAUAAUGUCAAUACUAUUAAAUAUGUUGUUAUGUUCAAUGCGCUAAAUAAUUUUGUAAUUAUCAUUCGGAAUUAUUUUUCGCACACUUAUUUGUAUUGUCAAUAGCCUGAACGUGUUUUUUAAUAAUCGUCCACGCAGCGGCGAAAUAUCCCUCGCGUGGAUACGAUGACCUACCCCGCUCAUUGUCAAUAAUAUUAAGAUUGAACGCAGAGUCAAUGGGAAGAAGACCUUACAGUGGUCGGCCCAGAAAAAGAUUACUGCAGGAUGUCGUUAAAGUGGACCUCGAUAAAUGCAAAGUGCGAUAAUGGAGAGGGAUAG